UAGAAAGUUCCAGAACUGGGCGUAGCAGGAAUCUGUGUCGACGUUCAUCCCCGGGAACAAAACAACCGCCGACAAGACUACCGUUUUGAUUCCUUCCAUCUCUUCAUUGAAUUGACCGCACAUGAUCCAUUGAUUUUCAUUAGUCUCUAAACCAAAGUAAAAAAUGGACUGUGGAGUGACAGUAGUCACCAAUCCUACGGUGGCGGUGAGGCUGACCAGCACCCUGAGCUCGUUUGAGUCGAAUCGUAGAUUCAACAGGGGAAUCACCAUUGCAGAGUUCAAGAGUAAGUUAGAGAUGGUGGUGGGGACUCCUGCAGCUGGUAUGGAACUCCAGCUCUUCAGCACCUCAGACAAGUUCCUGCAGAAGCUGGACAACAACGAGGCUCUGCUUGGCUCUUAUGCUGUGGACGAUGACUGCAGAAUACAUGUGAUUGACCGGAGUGGAGCUCAGAUUGGAGAGUACAGUGACCUGUCCAAGGUGGAGAAGUUUGAGAUCACAGAUGACGCGUACGAGAAGAGAACAGAUUCUGUGAGGUCGUUCAUGAAGAAGCAGAGAGUCGGACGUUUCAACGAGGAAGAGACUGCGAAGAAGGAGGCCGAGCUUGCCGCCCUCGAGGAGGAGGAGAAGGCUGCCGCUGCUGCCAUCACCGUCGGAAACCGCUGUCAAGUGAAGGUUGUUGGGCAACCCACUAAGAUUGGCACAGUUAUGUAUGUUGGUACGGCAGACUUCAAGCCAGGCCAUUGGGUUGGAGUGAAGUACGACGAGCCACUGGGGAAACACGACGGAUGUGUGAACGGCAAACGCUACUUUGAGUGCGAGAACAAGUAUGGCGCCUUUGUCAAACCCCUGACGGUUACCACGGGAGACUUCCCAGAGGAGGACUAUGGACUGGAUGAGAUGUAGAACUGUGAUGAUGAUGUCAUCAUUUCAAGGGGCCCAUCUGAAAGGUUCCACUUAUGCCUCUGUCCAGCCACUAACCAGAAGCGAGGGUUUAUAUUUGUUUGGUUUUGCACUGGUUCUGAUUGGAAAAGGUUAGGGGAUUAAGGCAGCGCUGUGUUUUGCGUCAUCUGUAAAGCAUCACUUGGACUAAACAGGAAACAGUCCAGCACACAUCUCUUUCAUUGUUUUGUUAAAAAAAAAUGAUAGAGGAAGCAAAACAUGGGGAGUCUUGACUGAGUGUAGCAAAGUCCUGGUAGCAUCUAUCAACAGCGUUAAUGAUAUAAUCUAUUCAAUGUUGCAUGUGACCUCGUCACCAGGAAGUGUGAAGACAUUCUUCACACUUCCACUGCACCAUGCACCCAUCUUCUCCACUCAGUAACGUUUGUCUGUAAUUGGAGCAGGUAUCUCCCAAGAUGGCCGCAAAACACUAACUCUGUACCACAUCUGUUCUGAUAUUUGAGACUCAAACUUGUGAUCAUUUCUAUAUAUUUUUGGUGUACAAACAUGAUUGUAUAUAACAGUUUCAUAGGUCCUACUCAUAAGUUACAUGCAUUAUUUAUUUAUUUUUACAAAUAUAAAGAACUGUAUGUUGCUAAGGGUAGUUCUAAUGGGAGAUGUUUAAUAUUGAUCCAUGUCAAACAGGUACAUGCAUCCAAUAUGCCUUGUUAUAACAUUGUCUUUAACUUUUAUUUAAAGAAUUACUUGUGUUUUGAGUGAAUAACUCUGUGGUUCCUCUUGUUCUUGUGAAGGAGAGGAUGAAGAAAGACAUUCUCAAUUAGUUUGCACUAACUUAGUGUUUUGUUUCGGUUCUUGACCUCUGGUUUUGUGCAUUUUGUCCCGAUUCUUACUACAAUUAGUUUAUUUUAUUGUAAAUAUAGAGGGAACUCCCUCCAGUUUGAGAAUUCUCUCUGCCCUAGCAAUGUGGUAUGAGGGUAAAAAUGCUGACUGAAUUGGUGCUGAGAAGGUAAAAGUGUGUUAAGACAACAUCUGUCUUCUGUGUCUGAGGGUAAUAGGAAACUUUUGUUACCUCAAUAUUUGCUCGUCCCAAUUUUCCAGCAUACAUCAACUUUUUCACACUGGCUUUGUGGACUGUGUAUCCUUCUAAUCUCCCCUACUUUUUGUAAUCACAGAUCUGACAUGUGUCAAAGCUAGUAUUUGCUUCUUUUUAUCAAACAAAGUCAUGUCAACUCAGUGAUUUCUUUGUGGAAGGAUGGAAGUAAUGAAGGUUGCAUGUAUGAGUAAUUCAAACACGUCUGUUUCCAUAUCGACAGCAUCCCUUUCAUAGACAGUUCAUUUUUGCUGGCAACAAUGCACUCAUCCAACACGAUGACAUGCCCUUUAUCCUCCACCCAGGCUUCUCUAAUAGGCUCUGUUGUUGCAGGACUCGUGGCUGCUUCAGAAGGACUGGCAGAUGACAGCAUGUGAUCCGUCAUGUGUAGUCACCCACAUGAGGGUGUAAUGCUUGGAAGAGAAAUGUGAAAUUCUUAAGCAAAUUAUUCAAGGUUUUCUCUUUUGUCUGUCUGAUCAGUACUGACAGGCUAUUGUGAUUUAUUUUUUAUGUGCCAUAAUGUGUAAUGAUAUCUUGUGCAUAAUAAAACGCAUUUUGCCAGUA
Messenger RNA from Hypomesus transpacificus, 2552 nucleotides. RefSeq names its product tubulin folding cofactor B (gene tbcb). The coding region runs from base 164 to 904 and encodes 246 amino acids. Gene Ontology annotation, cellular component: nucleus; microtubule plus-end; cytoplasm. The record is from RefSeq and is a predicted model, not a curated record. Lineage: Eukaryota; Metazoa; Chordata; Actinopteri; Osmeriformes; Osmeridae. Gene Ontology annotation, molecular function: microtubule plus-end binding; alpha-tubulin binding. The transcript has 7 exons. Gene Ontology annotation, biological process: tubulin complex assembly; cytoplasmic microtubule organization; post-chaperonin tubulin folding pathway.